GAUCUAAAGCGUUGACAUCAGUAACUGCCGAGAAAGCAACGUUUUUUCGUAUAUACUGCUGACAUAAAGAAAGAUAUCUUCGUUAUUUGUUGAAGGUACUAUCAGUCAAAACUAAUUCGAUCGGUUUUGCACUUGCAACAAAAGCAACCCUUUUUAAAGAAAAUUAAUUCUUAAAAAACUUUUAUAUACAUAACGACUUUAUUUGCCAUCGAAUAUAAAUAAUCGAAAACUGGGGCGGUGCACAAUUCUAUAUUUUAAACUGCUGAGAAAGUCGGAAUACAAUCUGUCUGGAUUUGUACUGAACAAAUCCAUUAAGAGUCGACUCUGCCCUGUUUGUCAUUCAUAUCAUUAUUUGAAUAACGAUUUUUAAACCGCAGGAAUGGGAGUGACAGAUGUGCUGGAGAUCGGGAGCUGUGACUUCAUUCAGAUCCUAGCUGCUGACCGGGAUGAGUUCAGCUCCAGCACCGGCACAUUGGUUCUUGACUGCCGACCCUUCCUCUCCUAUUCCCGCGUCCAUGUGAAGGGGUCCCGCAGUGUGAACUGGAACUCGGUGCUGCGGCGCAGGUCAAAGGGUUCGACCGUGAGCCUGGAAUGCCUCUUCCCGGACAGAGCGCUCCUGGCCCGGCUGAGAGGAGGGGAGCUGUCCUCUGUGGUGGUCCUGGACGAGGAGAGCCGAUCGGUCUCCGAUCUCAAAGCUGACAGUCUGGCUUGUAUGCUGCUGAACGCCUUGGCGAGCGAGGUCCAGCCUGAAAAAACGCAAAUCUGCUUCUUGCAAGGCGGGUUCGAAGGUUUUUUUUCCCUGUUUCCAGAGCUGUGUCUCCAGAGCCCGGGUCUGUGCCUCUCUCCCGCCCUCAGUGACCCGGAGCCCGGCCUCACCGGCAGGAAAACACCGCUGUAUGACCAGGACGGUCCCGUGGAGAUCCUGCCCUUCCUCUUCCUCGGCAGCGCGCACCACUCCUCUCGCAGGGAGGUCCUGCAGGCACUCAGCAUCACGGCGGUUCUGAACGUCUCCUCUUCCUGCCCGAAUCUGUUCGAGAGCGAGCUGCGCUACAAGAGCAUUCCGGUGGAGGACAGCCAGGCGGCGGACAUCAGCGCCUGGUUCCCCGCGGCCAUCGACUUCAUCGACUCCGCGAAGAACAGCGGCGGGCGUGUUCUGGUUCACUGCCAAGCCGGUAUCUCCCGCUCAGCCACCAUCUGCCUAGCUUACCUCAUUUGGUCCCGGCGGGUCAGACUGGAAGAAGCCUUCGAUUUCAUCAAGAAGCGCCGCAGCGUGAUCUCUCCGAACUUCGGCUUCAUGGGACAGCUGCUGCAGUUUGAAACCGACGUGCUGUGUCACUGAGCCAGCCCGCGGCGUGAUUUCUCCAAACCUCGGCUUCAUGGGACAGAUAUUGCAGUUUGAAACCGACGUGUUGUGCCACUGAGCCAGCCCGCGGCGUGAUCUCUCCAAACCUCGGCUUCAUGGGACAGAUGCUGCAGUUUGAAACCGACGUGCUGUGCCACUGAGCCAGCCCGCGGCGUGAUCUCUCCAAACCUCGGCUUCAUGGGACAGAUGCUGCAGUUUGAAACCGACGUGCUGUGCCACUGAGCCAGCCCGCGUCGUGCGCAAUGGAACGUCGGCAACGGGCCAUUCAAAGGUGCUAUUGGUGCUGAAGAAAAGCGCAAGACUUGAACAGAGACGGUGCGGUUGAAACGGUGGUGCGUCUCCUUGCACGAACUGAAUUUUAAACCUGAAGUUUACAAGAAAAAAAAAUGGUUCACUAUGAUUUAGUUUAUUUCUAAAAUUAAUAAUACUAUUCAUAUUCAAUAUGCAACUGGAAUACGAGACUAAAAGAAAUCUUUGUAAUCGCGGUGUGCCUGAACCUUUUCAAAACUGAUAUUUUUUAUGUUAAAUUGUGAUGCAAAAAACACACACAUGCUAGCAAUGGUUACAUGGAUGCUACAAUUAACACCCAACACGAAUUCAUCAAAACUGCCUGCGGAAAAAAAAAAAAAAAAAAAAAAAAAAAAAAAAGACUACAUGUUUUAAAUAUGCCUUUAAAUGCAAUUUUUGAAAUGGCUUCAGAAUUGUUUAAUUUUUUGCGGUCAUUGUCUGCAAAAUUGUUUGUUUACAGCGUGCUCGCAGUUUCCUUAUGAAAAAACAUAUUCCUCACGCAAAGUGCA
Messenger RNA from Polyodon spathula (Mississippi paddlefish), 2160 nucleotides. Its product is annotated as dual specificity protein phosphatase 2-like. The record is from RefSeq and is a predicted model, not a curated record. NCBI's taxonomy places the organism in Eukaryota, Metazoa, Chordata, Actinopteri, Acipenseriformes, Polyodontidae. Bases 380 to 1339 code for a protein of 319 amino acids. Gene Ontology annotation, biological process: protein dephosphorylation; endoderm formation; negative regulation of MAPK cascade. The transcript has 4 exons. Gene Ontology annotation, molecular function: MAP kinase tyrosine/serine/threonine phosphatase activity; protein tyrosine/threonine phosphatase activity. Gene Ontology annotation, cellular component: nucleus; cytoplasm.